Molecule: messenger RNA, 369 nt
Organism: Sphaerulina musiva SO2202
Lineage: Eukaryota; Fungi; Ascomycota; Dothideomycetes; Mycosphaerellales; Mycosphaerellaceae
Exons: 2
Coding region: 1-369 (122 amino acids)
Source: RefSeq, a predicted model, not a curated record
AUGGACAUCCCGAGCAUGGCUCACUACAGACGUGCGCUGUACCACGUAGAGUCGAACUUCUAUCGUCUCGACAACGCCCCUUUCCCGCGACGCCACGAAUAUCAGCCAGACCUUUCAGCGAUCCCAGUAUUGAGCGGCUGUGUACCCUUCAGUGGAUUUGGAGUAUUCACGGCUCUGCGCAAGCCGAGGGGAAGGGGAGGGAAGUCUAGAACAGCAGUACGACGAGGUAUACGCAAAUAUUUUAUACGUGUCACUUUAGUUUCUGAUAUAGUCUUGAUGAAGAAUCGCGAGGACUCUGAGAAAGGAGUACUAGAGUUGUUUUUUGAUGAUGAUGAAGCAGUUCUUAUUCCUAUUGAUAAGGCAGAUUGA